AUGUUUUUGAGAAGAAAUUGCUCUGAUGAUGAUAGUUUCCUGCAGGAAAGCAAGCAUCUGAGUUCAAUAUUCUUCGACAGGGGCUAUGAUCCAGGUAUAAUUCAAAGAGCAUUUAAUGAUGUAAAGUCACAAGAUAGGUCUGCACUUUUGGAUGACAAACCCAAAAGUGAAGAGAGCAAAGAUAAACCUACCUUUGUCACUACCUACAGCUCCCAAUACUAUGCAGUUUGCAAUAUAAUACAUAUGAAUCUUCCCUUCUUACUAGCAGAUGAUGACCUCAAGGAUGAGGUCAAGAAUGGUUGCUUCUGCGUAUCACACAGAAAUGUACGAGUAAAAGUGUGGAUUUGUGUUAAUGGAGCUUUCCCCACAUUUAGUGAUCACCAGAAAGGUGUAUCAGCGUCCUAUAGAAUGGCUCAGAAUGACUCUGCAAGGAUACAGAAGUACAGGGCUGUCAUUGAGAAAGUGGCAGAGGAGAGAGACAUUGAUCCAGCUGUAAUUGCUGGCAUUAUAUCCAGGGAAUCACGUGCUGGAGCUGCUCUUAGGAAUGACUGGGGAGAUCAUGAGAAUGCGUUUGGUCUGAUGCAGGUAGAUAAAAAUUAUCAUGACCCCAAAGGUAAAUGGUAUAGUGAAGAACAUCUGAAGCAAUUAACUGGGAUGUUGAUUGAGAUGAUCGAAGGUAUAAAGAAGAAAUUCCCAAAGUGGACACCAGAGCAACACCUCAAAGGUGGGAUUGCAGCUUAUAACUGUGGCUUAAGCAAAAUCCAAAGUUAUGAACAGAUCGACAAUUGUACUACAGGACAUGACUAUUCUAAUGAUGUCGUUGCCAGAGCCCAGUGGUACAAGAAGAAUGGAUAUUAG
Molecule: messenger RNA, 858 nt
Organism: Bombina bombina (fire-bellied toad)
Lineage: Eukaryota; Metazoa; Chordata; Amphibia; Anura; Bombinatoridae
Product: lysozyme g-like
Exons: 5
Coding region: 1-858 (285 amino acids)
Biological process (GO): peptidoglycan catabolic process; defense response to Gram-positive bacterium
Cellular component (GO): extracellular region
Molecular function (GO): lysozyme activity
Source: RefSeq, a predicted model, not a curated record